GCUUUCGUUGCGUUUGUUAUUGUAAUCAUCGUAUUACCGAGCUCAUGACCUGGAACUUGAAAGCAGCACCAGACACCAAAGGUCCUUCCCGGGAUUUUCAGGCGUUCCGUUGCCAUGGUGCUGAGUUUUGUUUCCUGAGCGACAGCACGCUCAGAUCGUGGCACGUCUUAGAGGCACUUCCGGUGGCAACAGAAGCUGCCACUGAUUUGUAAAAGCAGCUUCCGCGAUUUGAGGCACAGCUGUUUGAAGGCAGCUAAGCUAGUAUACAGCUCAUUGAACAAGCUUUAGUUGCUCUCGCACAGUGUGGCCCCAAACACGUGUGAGAUCAAAGGCACCUGCCUUUAAACAGUGUGGCAACAUAGGCUGCCUUUACAUAUGCCAGAAUAACCUGCCACUGGGCAGUUUCUGUUGACACUGGAAGGGCCUCUACUAGCAUUGUCAGCUUGUCUCUACUGUGUAUCCUGGCUCCGGCUCAUACAAAGUGAAAGGUUAAAGAAUCUCUGUUCCUACAAUGAGUGGCAGGGUCGCAGAAGAUCGCCUGCAGGUCCUCCAGAUCUACAUCCUGCUGCAGCGUGUCCAUGAGGGCGAUACGGAGCAGAUAAAGAAGAUGGUGAACCUCGGGGUGGAAAACCUCAUCAAUCUCACUGAGCCACAGGAUGGCACGGGGGUGCUUCAUGUGGCAGUUUCAGCCAACAAUCAGGACCUGGUCAGUUUCCUCCUGUCUCUGGGAGCAGACCCCAACAUCCAGGACAAGAAGGGCCGCACUCCAGUCAUGUUAGCUGCUGAGCGGGGCAAUCACGCCAUAGUGGGGCUGUUAAUACAAAGCAACGCUGAUCUGAAGCUCCAAGAUGCUGAGAGCAGAGGUGUCCUGUUCUACUGUAUGUACCCCACAAAGCGCCACACUUACUGCCUGCAGAUGGCGCUGAAGUGCCAGGCAGACCCCAACAAUGUGUCAGCCCAGGGGAUUCACGUCUUCCAGCAGAUGUGCGAAAAAGCUCAGGAGUGCACCCCCAUGUGUCUCGCCAUGCUGGAUGGCGGGGCAGACCCCAAUGCAACAAACCAGAACACCGGUGUCACAGCAUUGAUGGAGGCAGCACAGGCAGGCUCGCUGCCGCUUGUGAAAGCCAUUCUCAAGAAAGGGGGAAACCCAAACACCAUGGACCUGAAUCGUUUCACAGCAGCGCACUACGCUGCAAAGGGGGCCUUUUUUGAGGUGAUUCAGGCGCUCUCUGCAUACUCAGCAGACAUGGGCGUGAUUAACAUGGACAACUGCACGGCCCUACACUACGCUGCUGCCACGGGCAACGCUAACUGCUGCAAGUUCCUGGCACAGAGAGGUUGUAACCCCAAGCUAAAAGACCAGGACGGUGUCCUGCCGCGUCAGAUUGCCAAAGACGCUGGCUCCAAAGCAGCGGCCAAGGAGCUGAGGAAAGCUGAGAAGCAACAGGGGAAAGGCAACAAGUCCAGCGAGGACAGCCUCAUGUCAGACCUCUGGGCCCUGAACCUCCAUGACUGGUCUCAUGAGAAUGAGACCGAGUUAUGUCAAGCCUUCGGGAGCAACUCAGAUACAGUUCCCACAAAGAGGUUUGUUUCUGUGUUAGAGGAACUCAAAGCUCCAGCUGAACCAGAGCAGCUCCAAAAAGUCAUUUCAGCACAUGACAAGGAAAAAGUGGGCAGUAUCAACAUUAGUGAUUUCAUCAAAGGUGUCAAGUACAUCAAGAAACCUUACCUCCACUCCUCCUAUUUGCCUAAAAAGAAAAAGGGGGGGAAGAAAGGAAAAGGGGGGAAGAAGAAGAAGGGUAAAUUGGUCAUCCCAAUGCCCAUUUGCACCCUCACAACGGAACUCAUGCCUCGGCAAGAGGAUGGAGGCCCACCUCCCUUCAUGAUUGAGACGUACCACAACUUGUCAGACAUCUGCAGAUUCGACCGGGAUCACCCACCAGAACAUCCCAUAGUGAACGACUCCGGAUGGUACAUGGAGAAGCCAGAGAAGACCUAUGUGAAUAUCAACAGUUCUGUGAAAAGUGUAGAUCUGGAGUCGUUGGACCUGGCUUUCAGUCAGGGGGUUCCUGUGGAUGUUCAAGAUCAAUAUUACAAAACUCCGCUGAGUGUGGCUUGCAUCACUGGCAACUAUGAGGUGGCUCAGUAUCUUCUCAGCCAGGGGGCAGAUGUCAACAUGGGUGACCAGUUCUCCUCGAUGCCCCUCCACCAAGCGGCUCAAGCUGGUCAAGUGGAACUUGUUGAGCUUUUGGUGGAGGCUGGGGCCGCCAUAGAUGCUCAAACGUUCAACGGAAGCACACCGCUCAUGAUGGCCAUCCAGGGCUCUCAACUCUCCACUGUGGACUUCCUCAUCAAGGCAGGUGCCAGUGUUACUGUGAAGAACAAGAAAGAAGAAAACUGCCUUGACAUUGCAGCAGCUUUUGGAGACUUCAGGAUAAUUGAGUUGGUCAAAGAAAAGAUGGAUUCUCUGCCUAUAUCAAAGGAGGCAGCGAAGGGAAAAGGUGGCAAAGCUCCAAAAGUUAAAUCUGCCAAAGAAAAGGGCCUUGCAGCAGAAGGUGCAGUGCACUCAGAGUCCUUGACUGCAACAGCAGGGAAGACGUCCCCGAAAGAUUCAGAGAGCGUCAUCCUGCAGAACGCCAGGAUCACUGCAGGGAAAACCAAUGCUAUGGAUAUCACCUUUGUGCCAAAAACGGUUUGGGGGAAGCCGCCCACCACCAGCCAGCUGAUGUCGAAGAUAGAGAGACGGAAGGAGAUCUUGGCCCUGGAGGUGGACUUUGACGACCUCAUGAUGCCGUUCACCAACAACAUCCAGAAGACGACGCUGGAGCACGUGAAAACCACGGAAUAGACAGGAAGUAGGUUAGAAAGAAGACACUCAGACAUUUUGGAAUCCCACUGUUACCUGAGCUAGUGGGCCACCUGCAACAGAUAAAGACAUUUAAACCUAUUUGGGAUUAAUCAUAUUUACAUUUCAGCUGCUUUAAUCAAAAUAGUUGGACGAUAUAUGUUACUGAACACCUCUUUUUAGUUCUUGUUGUAUCAGAAAUUGAUAUCAAACGUUAUUCAGCACAUGUAUAGUAUCAUUAGGCCACUGAAUCUUAGAUAGAAUCUGCUUUUAUUAAUGAUCAAAUGGCAAAGUCAUCAUCCCACUAAUAAAAUGUCAAUAAUCAGUUCACAAAUAUAACAUCUUAUAUACACACCAUCCAAUAGUGUAUAUCCACAAUGUUCAGUGUGGACUCAUGGACUCAUAAAUGUCAAACACUGUAAAAACUCAGCAGAUAUUUAUUUGUCAAAAUAGUGGAACACUUGAAGUGGGUAUAAAUAUUUGAAUGAAUACAGAGUAUGAGGUAACUGUACGUGCACUGCUUUCAGCCUGGUUCAAAUCCAGAACCAUUUUCCUGUCUCUGUAAGUUCAAUAUCCUCAUAGGGCAACUUAAGUAAGACAUUAAUCACAUUACACUUUAUCAAAUGACCCAAGCAGUUAAUAGGCUCGGUUAGACGAGCCUUUCUUUCUUUGCACAUUCUUUAUAUUAAUAUUGGAUUAACUCUCUCUGUAUACACAGCCAGGGACACUAUGAAACACUCUGCCUCCUUCAUGUUGUGGUAUUUGAUUUCACUACUGCUCAUCCUCCAUGUUGCUGGCACUGACUGAAAAUAAAACGUAUCA
Messenger RNA from Paralichthys olivaceus (Japanese flounder), 3667 nucleotides. RefSeq names its product ankyrin repeat and EF-hand domain containing 1a (gene ankef1a). The record is from RefSeq and is a predicted model, not a curated record. Gene Ontology annotation, molecular function: protein binding; calcium ion binding. NCBI's taxonomy places the organism in Eukaryota, Metazoa, Chordata, Actinopteri, Pleuronectiformes, Paralichthyidae.